This is a messenger RNA of Syzygium oleosum, 1337 nucleotides long. RefSeq names its product spermidine synthase 1. The record is from RefSeq and is a predicted model, not a curated record. Gene Ontology annotation, biological process: spermidine biosynthetic process. The transcript has 9 exons. Gene Ontology annotation, molecular function: spermidine synthase activity. Bases 111 to 1133 code for a protein of 340 amino acids. NCBI's taxonomy places the organism in Eukaryota, Viridiplantae, Streptophyta, Magnoliopsida, Myrtales, Myrtaceae. Gene Ontology annotation, cellular component: cytosol.
UCUUCUGUACAACUAGGUUUUUCUCUCCACAAACUCAAAAGGGUUUUAGCCAGAGACGCAGAGAGAGCGAGAGAGAGAGAGAGACGGCAACCCCUCCGGGUAUUCUUCUUAUGGCCGAAGAGGGUGUUGUGGGUUGCACCGAUUUGCCCGUGAAGAGGUCGAGAGAGGGCGAGGAGAACGGAGUGUCCGCCGUGACCAUGGAGGUCGAAGCGGCGGGCUCGGAUAACAACGCCCACUGCAUGUCCUCUGUUAUUCCCGGGUGGUUCUCUGAGAUUAGUCCAAUGUGGCCCGGGGAAGCACAUUCGUUAAAGGUGGAUAAUAUCUUAUUCCAAGGAAAAUCAGACUACCAGAAUGUUAUGGUUUUCCAGUCGUCAACUUACGGAAAAGUUCUUGUCUUGGAUGGGGUGAUUCAGCUUACCGAGAGAGAUGAGUGUGCAUAUCAAGAAAUGAUAACUCAUCUUCCCCUUUGCUCAAUUCCGAAUCCAAAGAAGGUACUUGUCAUUGGUGGAGGGGACGGGGGAGUUCUUCGUGAAGUGUCUCGCCACUCUUCUGUCGAACAAAUUGACAUAUGUGAGAUUGACAAGAUGGUGGUUGAUGUUUCGAAACAAUUCUUUCCUGAUGUUGCAGUUGGUUAUGACGAUCCCCGUGUCACCCUCCACAUUGGCGACGGAGUCGCUUUCUUGAAAGCUGUACCUGAAGGAACUUAUGAUGCGGUUAUAGUUGAUUCUUCAGAUCCUAUUGGUCCUGCACAAGAACUUUUUGAGAAGCCCUUUUUUGAGUCUGUUGGGAGGGCUCUCCGUCCAGGAGGAGUUAUGUGCACUCAGGCAGAAAGUAUAUGGCUUCACAUGCACAUUAUCGAGGACAUUGUUGCGAAUUGCCGUCAGAUAUUCAAAGGCUCAGUUAACUAUGCAUGGACCACUGUGCCUACGUACCCCAGUGGGGUGAUCGGUUUCAUGCUUUGCUCAACGGAGGGACCACCUGUUGAUUUCAAGCAUCCAGUGAAUCCCAUAGACGUCGAUGGAACUCUUAGCAAGACUAAACGGCCACUGAAGUUCUACAACUCAGAGAUUCAUACAGCGGCAUUCUGUUUGCCCUCCUUUGCGAAGAAGGUAAUCGAUGCGAAGGCUCGUUGAGGAAUUUCUUCUUUUCAGUAGCAGCAUAAUGGAGCAAAGAAGAGAUAUUACCCGGUGUUUUGAGCUCCCCAUCCUCAAUGAAAGUGGUGCGUUUGGCUAAAGUUCAUGAAAUAAGUUGAGGUUUGCAUAUAUGAUCGCAGCAGCGUUCGCCCCAGGCUAUAUAUUAUUGCUGGACACUUUGAUAAAUCCAAUUUUAUUCUUAUA